UCCCCGAAAAGCCUAAGCCAAAUCUGGUCGAAGUUAAAGCCAACAGAGAAAUUUCCCCAAUUACGGAACCAACUCCCCAAUAUUAUCUUUUCACUUGUGAUAUUUGUGAAACUCACCAAAAAAGCCACCUCCACCGAGGCCGAGUCAACGGACUGGGCCUGGACCCUAAUAAAGUGCUGAAAAUCUGUGCUAACUACAGCCAUUACGAACCCGAGGAAGGAAUUUUUUACGGCAAAUUAUUCGGCAAGUUAACCCAAGACAUUAUCCGAGAUAGUCGUAAUCGGGAAAUUUAUGACAAUGUUUUUAAAGUCAUUAAGUUAAAGGACAAAGAAUUAUUUAAGUCGGGCAGUAAAGUCGAACACAGUAAAACCGACGAGAAAAUUAAGGCUACUCCCCAAGCUACCCGAAUAAAAAAUAUUCCUACGGCCCCAGGAGGAGAUUUAACCAGCAGCACUUACGGCCGAGCCGAAAUAUUAGAACAAGAAAAACGAGACCUUAAACCCUAUGAAAAAGAAAUUACGAGAGGCCGAAGAGCCACUAAUAAAGAAGAGGAAGACGAGGAAGAAGAAGCCGUAAUUACUCCUAAAAAGAAAAAAAUUCGAGUGGAUGACAGCAGAAUUUGUGCCAAAAGGAAAAUCACCCCGACCCAACAAAACUUUUACCUGGAACAAAUAACCCGAUAUUUAAAACGGAAGGAAAAAGAACAUGCCCCACCUACUUCUUUAACGGGUUUGGGUAUUCAAAAGCAGAAGGAAUUAGCCGAAGGACUAAUUAAAGCCUGGGAAAAAGAUUUGAAUGUUCCCCAGUUAGCCAAGUUUAACGAAAUAAUGGACGAGGUGGUCGGAUAUGCCGAGUUCAAAACCAAAAUGAAAAUGUAUCUGGUGAACCUAGCCAAAGACAUUAAGCAAGGCAAAAAAACUGAACAAAGCAUUUAUGUUCUGCUGGGCCCUCCUGGGAUUGGUAAAUCUUAUAUUAGUGAAAAAUUAGCCCUCGCCCUGGAAAGACCUUUAAUUAAUAUCGACCUGGGAGGCCGAAAAGAAACUGGCAUAUUAGAAGGCACGGGAACUAGUGUUAAAGGUGCUUAUCCUGGUCGGAUUUGUGCUGGCAUUAGCAUUAAUAAAAACCGAGGAGCCGUUAUUUUAUUAGACGAGUUUGAAAAAGUAAAAGACGACGGACUAAAAAUGAUGUUAGGUUAUCGGGUGGACUGUUCGGACUGUAUUAUUUUAUGCACGGCCAAUUAUGUUGUCCAAGUGCCCGAUUUUGUGAAAAACCGAGCCGAGAUGGUCAACAUUGAAUUAGCCACCUAUCAGCAAAGAGUAGAGUAUGUGCUGAAAAAAUUAAGCCAAAAAUUACGGGGUGAUGAGGACACCAAAAAUUAUGCCGACCAAUUGACGGAGGAAUUUUGCCA
This is a messenger RNA of Racocetra fulgida, 1408 nucleotides long. The record is from the annotation of a GenBank genome assembly. NCBI's taxonomy places the organism in Eukaryota, Fungi, Glomeromycota, Glomeromycetes, Diversisporales, Gigasporaceae.